AAUGGGGGGGAGAAGUUUCUUUAGAAUGGAAUAGUCGAUUAUCUGCCUUCUCCUCAGGGUGCUCCGGCAAAAAAAAUUCUAACUUGCCGUUGGCUUUGGCUUUUAAAAUUGACAUUGACAAGUUUGACAAUCAACUUACUUUCUUGCGAGUUUAUUCGGGGAAGAUUUCGGCUAACUCUUAUGUUUAUAACGUUAACCAACAAAAGAAAGAAAGAACCGAGGAAAUUAAGCAAGUGGGAGUGGGAGACAUUGCCGCCGCCUAUGGCUUGCGACAAACCGUCACUGAAAAUAUCGAGUUUGAUGAACCAGUCAUUUCCCGGGCCGUGGAAGCCAAGACCAAUAAAGAUAAUGAUAAAUUAAGCGAAGUUCUGAAAAAAUUAAUAGUUCAAGACCCCGGAUUAAAAUACCAAAUUGACAAAAAAACUG
Molecule: messenger RNA, 426 nt
Organism: Cetraspora pellucida
Lineage: Eukaryota; Fungi; Glomeromycota; Glomeromycetes; Diversisporales; Gigasporaceae
Source: the annotation of a GenBank genome assembly